CAGGAAAUGAAAGUGAAGGGAGCCUGUGGCUGAAGAGCGAUGCUUCACGUCUACAACCAUCAUAAUUAAAACAGGCCUUUGCUUUGAUAAACAAAGGAUUUGACUCAGUACAAAGAGAUGUCGACCACCAGCUGUGAGUUAUCUGAAGUGCAGUUUCGCUGCUCCAUCUGUUUGGAUGUGUUCACUGAUCCAGUCUCCAUACCAUGUGGACACAAUUUCUGCAAGCAAUGCAUCACACACAACUGGGAUGUCAACGUGCGAUGUGAAUGUCCGUUGUGUAAGACGGUGUUAAACACAAGACCUGAGCUUCGUGUGAACACAUUCAUAUCAGAGAUGGCUGCUCAGUUCAGACACUCUGCUGUGAAGAAGGCCAGAAGACGCUCAAUCCAACAAAGUUCCUCUUCUGAAGAGGUUGUGUGUGGUGUCUGUACUGAAACCAAAGCGAAGGCGCUGAAGUCCUGCCUGACAUGUCUGACCUCCUAUUGUGAGACUCACAUGGAGUUUCAUGAGAAGGUCAUCGGACAGACAAAACACGAGCUGAUCGAUCCUGUGGGAAACCUGGAGGAGAGGAUGUGCAAUAACCAUCACAGACCUCUGGAGAUGUUCUGUAAGACGGAUAUGACUUGUGUUUGUUUCAGCUGCACUGAAUCCAGUCAUAAGCUUCAUCAUAUCAUUCCCUUGAUGGAACAAUACGAAGAGAAGAAGGCUGAGCUGAGAGAGACAGAGGACGACAUUCAGAAGAUGAUUAAGGAGAGGCAACUGAAGAUUCAGACGCUGAAAGAUUCAGUGAGGCUCAGCAGGGAAGAUGCAGACCGAGAGAAAUCUGACAGCAGGGAGGUCUUCACUGCUCUGAUCCGCUCUGUUGAGGAAGGCCUGGCUCAGCUGCAUGACUUGAUCGAAAAUAAGCAGAAAAUAAUAGAGGAAAGGACUGAAGGCUUCAUCAAAGAGCUGGAAGAUGAAAUCUCUGAGCUGACAAAGAGAAGUGCAGAGGUGGAGGAGUUUUCACACUUUGAAGAUCACCUCCAGUUUCUUCAGAACCUGGCCUCCAUGAACCCUGCUCCACCCACCAAAGACUGGACACACGUCCAAGUUCACUCAUCGUAUGAGGGGAUUGUGAGAGGAGCUGUGGCUAAAGUGGGGGAGAAAGUCAGCGAAGAGGUCAAGAAGCAAGUUCAGUUUGAGCUGGCUAAAGUCAAACAGUACAUGAUAUAUGUCACUCUGGAUCCUGAUACUGCACAUCCCUCCCUUACCCUGCAUUGGAGUAAAAAAGUAGCAUGCGGUAAAAAGCAGAGUCUCCCAAACAACCCAAAGAGGUUUUCUGAGAGUGCUUGUGUCCUGGGAGAUCAGGGUUUUUUGGCAGGAAAGUUUUAUUUUGAGGUUCAGGUCAAUGAUAAAACAAAUUGGGAAUUAGGAGUAGCCCUUGGAUCAAUGGACAGGAAGGAAUCAGUCUUUCCCAGCCGAGGGCGAGGCCCUUGGGUUUUGCAGUUGAAGAAUGGAAAGGAUUACUCAGUCAGUGGUUAUAAUUUUGACCCUCCAUCUCUUAAGUGGAAGCCUCGGAAGGUGGGGGUGUUUGUCGAUUAUGAAGAGAGUCUCGUCUCCUUCUACAAUGUAGGUACAGGGUCCCACAUCUACUCCUUCUCUGGCUGCAAAUUCAGUGGCAUACUGUACCCAUACCUCAAUCCUUCAGGGGACAACCGUGCCCUUGAGGUCCUGUAAGAGCAUAUCAGGUUACCAAUGUUGGGUUGCUUCCCAACAUCAACACUGCAUCCAAGUAUGAACGUGGGGAAUGAGGAACACUCUUUUUUUGGAGAUUUGUUUGAGUUCAUGUUAAGUCACACGGAAGUGACUUCUGGCUGAGAGUUGCCGUCUAAGACUUGAGACUUGGAUUUGGCUUCUCCUUAAGGUUUGAUCAGACUACAUGUUUUUUUUGUGUGUGUGUGUGUGUGUUUUGUGACAGCACCAGCUAAUCAUUGAAUGUUAUCACAACGUUAUCUCCCAUCUUCAUGACUGUUUGGGGGCUUAUUGGUCUUCAGGAGGUGGGUCAAAGAGUGUCAUAGCUACCACAAAAGCACUGGGUUUGACUCUAGCAGUCUUGUGGUCUGAAAAUGAGAAACCCUCAAAAAAGAAAUGAUUAUGGAUCAGUAAGUUGACAAUGGACUUGCUAUCCUUCAAACAGAACUUGAGCUUCAACUCUGAGAAUAUCUCAAUAGAAUUAGUCCAGUUAAUAGAGCUAAAUACAGUUACAUGUGUGACUUAUUGGUCAGCAUGAUCAUGUAAAGCCCUGACGACAUGUCAAGGAGUCAAACUAGACUGAAGGCACCAGUAAAAUUUCUGACAUGCUAGUUUAAGUACGGCUAAAUUUGAGUUGUCUGAAGUGGCCAUAAAUACCUAAGUUUGGAUCUUGAUUUGUCUUCUAAGAGUUUGGACUGGAUUAAAACUUGCACUCAAAGAUUUGAGACUGUACUCUGACUUGCCCUAAAUGAGUCAGACUCAAGGCUUCAGAUGUGAUUUGGACUUGUCCAUAAAGACUUAAGAAUCUAACUGGGCUUGAACAGAUUUGACUCAGACUUGUCCCUCUGAGACUUGACUUGGGACUUUUCCACAUAAGAUUUGAGACUUGAACUGAAAUUAUCCAUCAAAGAAUUGAAAUGUUAUUUGAAUUUGCCCUCACAGACUUGAGACUAGAUGUGGGCUUGUCCAUGAAGACACAGACUUGGUACUUGGUUAAGGCUUUCCCUCAAAAACUUGAGAUGUGACUUGGACCCUGUUGGCUUUAUUUGAACUUAACCUCAAAGACUUGAGACUUGAUUCGGACUUGUCUGUAAAGACUUAAGGCUUUAGCAGGGCUGGACCAGAUUUGACUCAGACUUGUCCCUCUGCUACUUGAGACUUAACUUUGGCUUUCCCUUAUGAGAGCUGAGACUCAACAGAACUUGUCCAUCAACGAAUUGAGACUUUAUUUGGACUUGCCCUCACAGACUUGAGACUUGAUGUGGACCUGCCCUUUAAAAUACAGACUUGCUUGAUUUGGACUUUCCAUCAAAGACUUGAGACAUGACUUGGACUCACCCUCAUAGACCUGAGCACUGAAUUCUAACCAAGGGACUUGAGAACUGAUUUGCCCUCGGCCUCAAAGACUUGUGAUUUAGUAAAGACUUGACCUCAUAGACCUAAAGAUUUAAUUUGGACUCUGUCUACGGGGGCUGAAACUUGGUUUGGACUUAAUCCUUGAUUUGAGUUUGCCUUCCAAGACUCAGACAUGACUUGGACCCUAGGAGACUUAAGAUUAGAAAUGGACUCUUCUUCAAACACAACACUUGAUUUGGACUUGCCCUCCAAGACUUGAGAACAAUGUGGAACUGCCCAUAAAAACACAGGCUUGGGACUUGAUUUGGACUUUCUUUCGAAGAUGUAAGACUUGACUUGGGACUUGCCCCUUUCAGUUAAGACUUGACUUGGACCUGCCCUUAAACCACUCAAGACUGGACUGGAACUUGCCCUCCAAGGCUCAGACUUGGAUUGGACUUGCCUUAAGAAACUUAAGUUUAGAUGUAGACUCAACCUUAAAACUCUUCAACUGAUUUGGACUUACCCUCUUAGACUUUAGACUUGAUGUGGAACUGCCCAUACAGACACAGACUUCUGACCUGAUUUGGACUUUUCCUCAAAAACGUAAGACCUGACUUGGGGCUUACCCCUCUAAAUUAAUACUUGACUUGGACUUGCCCUCCAUGACUCAGGCUUGACUUGGACGUGCCAUAAUAGACUUAAAACUAGACUUGGACUGACCUUCAAGGAAACAACACUUGAUCCGGACUUACCCUCUAAGACUUGAGACCGAAUUUGGACUUGACAAAAGGACUUGAGACUUUAGUUGGACUGCUGCGGUCAGACUUUAGAUUGAACCUGGACCUGACUUCCUUCACAGACUCGAGACUUUUCUUGGACCGCCAUGUUGUCCAUCUUUAAUUCAGUCUUGUUUUUGUCAGCAGUGGGGAUCACAGGCUUUCUAUCGUGAUUUAUUUUUGUUACAGUAAGUUUGUUGUUUAAGAUCUAAAGUUCACCUAAUGAAGAAUCUAACUGUAUAACUGAAAUGUUCGUUUUCUAUCAGAAAGUACCAGAAAUCCCAGCACUCUGAUACUUAAUGCUUGUACAUAGUGGAGAAUCGUUUUCUUAAUUACCUGUAAUGCUGUUCAACUUAAAAUA
Messenger RNA from Cheilinus undulatus (humphead wrasse), 4206 nucleotides. Its product is annotated as E3 ubiquitin-protein ligase TRIM39-like. Lineage: Eukaryota; Metazoa; Chordata; Actinopteri; Labriformes; Labridae. The transcript has 2 exons. The record is from RefSeq and is a predicted model, not a curated record. The coding region runs from base 118 to 1716 and encodes 532 amino acids. Gene Ontology annotation, molecular function: zinc ion binding; protein binding.